AUGAAGCUGCUUCAGAACAAAAGCUACCUUUUGGUGGUUUUCCUCCUGUACGUCAGUAUAUUCGUCAGAGGCUACGUAAAAGUUGUGGAUGAAGUGAAUUAUACCGAAGAAGUAUGUAGUGAGAAAGUCGAUUUAUACUUCCUACUUGACAAGUCGGGAAGUAUUGGGCGGAUCAACUGGAUCUCGACAGUCAUACCAAUGGUAAUGGAAAUCGUUACACAUCUCAACAUCUCAAGGGAAUCUGUCAACUUAGGUGUGUUUUUAUUCUCAAACGAUACAACUGAAUUGAUCAGACUUGGCAGUGACGCUUCUAUUGACAAAAAACUAGCACUCGCUAAACUUUAUGACUUGAAGCAAACAGACAGACCUAACGGUUCAACCAAUCUGUCCUCUGCUCUGGAGACAGUGCACUACCAUUUAAACGAUCGAGUUAAUAGACAAGAUGCAACCCAACUGGUUAUCGUAUUGACUGAUGGUGUACCAAACAAUCAGUACAGAGCCUUUCAAUUGUCCAGAGAAUUAGGGAAAAGAAAUGUGAAGUUGGGUGUUAUCGGAGUUGGAAGAGGCAUUAAUCACCCUUUCAAUAGACAAAUGGCUGGAUGUGGGCCCUAUGAGGAAAAGUGUGCAUUUUAUUCCCAUGCAGACUGGAACCGAGCCAUGGAUGUUAUCAAUCCAUUUCUUCAAAAGGUGUGUAAUGAAGUACAGAAGGUUGCUAAUUGUGGUGCCUGGGGUGAAUGGACCCCAUGUAGUGUUAGUUGUGGAAAGGGAACACGCAGAAGAUCAAGAGAAUUGUUGCAUGAAGGAUGUACUACUGAUAUGACUCAGGAGUGUAAUGAAGGAGAAUGCCCAGUGAUACCUGCGCCUAUGCCCGUACCAGCUCCUUUCCCAACUGUCCCUGAAGAUGCCAAGCCAGAUAACAAGGAUGACGACGAUGACCAUCCCAAUUUUAAGCAAGGUCUAGAUGUCCCUGAUGUAGAGGAUGAAAUUCCAACUGAAAAUGAUAAGGCGGAUGAAAACCCACUCGAAGAAAAUUCCUCAGACUCAGAACCUAACUCUAUACCUGAGCAAUCAAACGACUCCCCAUUACCCCCAAACGAUGACUCUCAACCUGAGGUAUCAGAAGACUCUCUAUUACCCCCAGGAGAUGACUCUCGAUCUGAGGUAGCAGAGGACUCUCUAUUACCCCCAGGAGAUGACUCUCGAUCUGAGGAAUCAAACGUCUUUCCGCUACCCCCCUCAGUUCCUGGAGGUUCAACUGAGGAGCCCCCAUCAGGUGUUCAGAAUAAGAAAAAUGACCAAGGAGAGUUAGAAACGGAGAAGGGAGUGCCCGAAUACAAGAACACAAAUGAACAGGGAAAUUACAACGGUAACGGAUAUGGAAGAAGUAAAAAUGAAAUUCCAAACCCGAUUGAUAACGAAAGAGAGAUGAACGAAAAGAGCGAAACGCAUCAUCCUAGUGGAGCAAAUCCAGCUCAUGAUAGGUACCCCAAACCUCACCAAAACACAUGGGGAAAUGAUAACAAUACUGGGGAAAAUUCGGACAUUCCCAAGAAUGGCGUCCCAUCUGACUACGAACAACCUGAGAAUAAUGGAAAGAAGUCAUCAAAUAAUGGCUACAAAAUUGCAGGUGGAGUACUUGCUGGAUUGGCCAUAGUCGGCUGCUGUGGAUUCGCGUACAAUUUCGCAGCUAACGGAGGUGUUGCAGGAAUGGGCGGUGAACCUGCAGCCUUUGAUGAGGCGAUGCCUGAAGAUAAUAAAGAAGCUGGGGACGAGGCAGACCAGUUCAAGCUACCCGAGGAUAACGAUUGGAACUGA
Messenger RNA from Plasmodium inui San Antonio 1, 1815 nucleotides. RefSeq lists its product as hypothetical. Lineage: Eukaryota; Apicomplexa; Aconoidasida; Haemosporida; Plasmodiidae. The coding region runs from base 1 to 1815 and encodes 604 amino acids. The transcript has a single exon. The record is from RefSeq and is a predicted model, not a curated record.